CCUCACUGGCAUGCGCGGUGGCGCCCGGCCUCAGCGAUGGAGCAUGCGCAGUGGAGCGCUAACGGCGCCAUUUUGGGAAGAGGCGGCAUUUUUUUUCCCGUUUCAAACGUUUUGCGGGCGGGAGGAGGAGGCGCCGACCGAAGCGGGUAAGCGGCUCUCUCCCUCGGGGCGAAGAGGGCGGGGAGUCGCCAGACACGCGUUAUUGCCCGGCGGCGGGUUCACACGCGGUGAGGCGACGCGCGGCGGUCCGCGGAAACACGCGUGUCGCGGGUUCAGACGUGCGCGCCCGCAUCUUGCGCCCCUCGCGCGAGAAGCGUCCGCUUUCGACCCUCUGAGGAGGAUUGAGGGAGAUUUCGGGGAGAUGGAUGUGGGUUCCGAAUCCGUACUAGGGCUAGGCUAAAAUUUAGCCGCUAGCCUACCUCACAGGGCUGUUGUGAGGGUGACAUUGGGAGGAGGAGAACCACGUGCACCAUCCCGAGCUCCUUGGGAGAUAAAGGCAGCACGUAUAUAAAUGAAAUGAAAUACGUGAAAUAAGCAGUUAUUGGGAAAAAGUAAAAAUGUAAUAAAAUAGUUGCAUGCAAUAAGUAAAAUAAAUUAUUAUUAUUAUUUAUUGAAUUUAUAUACCACCCUAUACCUGGGGGUCUCAGGGCGGUUCACAGAGUAAGAUCGAUAUAAAACCACAAAAUACAUAAUAAAAAUAAAAACAACAACCCAAUAGCCGCCGCCCCCUUCCACAAAAAAAGCCAACACAUUUUAAAAGGGCAUAGGGAUGUAAAUCAGGUCAUCCAAAGGCUUGGUUAAAAAGGAACGUUUUCGCCUGGCGCUUAAAGGUGUAUAAUGAAAAUAAGUAAAAUAAACAGUUAUUGAAAAAAAAGUAAAAAUGUAAUACAGUCAUACCUUGGGUUGAAUGUGCUUUGGGAUGAGUCCGUUCGAGUUGCGCUCCGUGGCAACCCGGAAGUAACGGAGCGUGUUACUUCCGGGUUUCGCCGCUUGCGCAUGCACAGACGCGCAAAAUGACAUGUGCAGAAGCGCCGAAAAGCGACGCGCAUGUGUGUGCAAAUGUGCCUUCGCUGGUUACAUUUGCUUCUAGAGGCGAACGGGGCUCCGGAACGGAUCCUGUUUGCAUCUAGAGGUAGCAUGGUAAAUAAAAUAGUUAUUGGAAUUAUGCGAUAGAUAAAAUAACAUAGUUAUUGGAAAAAUCUUAUAAGAAGCAGCCAAGCUUCUUGUGACAGCGUUAAGGAAGACCUGAUUCACAGCACAGUCCAUCCCAUGCGUGUUUUUAUUUGUGUUUUUACAUACAGUUCAAAAAGAAUAAGAAUAAAAGGAGAAAAAAUAAAACCAUGGUAAACCAAGGGGACACAACAGAAAACACCUAAGGGCUUCCCUUCCUCUCCUUCUCUGGCUUCUUCUCUUUUGCCUUCCUUCUGCGUACAGUGGUACCUCUGUUUACAAACUUCAUCCGUUCCGGAAGUCCGUUCUUAAACCAAAGCGUUCUUAAACCAAGGCAUGCUUUCCCAUAGCACCGGGGACUCAAUUUACAAAUGAAACACACUCAACAGGAAGCGGAACAUGUUCCACUUCCAAGGCAAAGUUCACAAACCAAAACAUCUACUUCCGGGUUUGCAGUGUUAUUAAUCCAAGUUGUUCAUAAACUAAGUUGUUCUUAAAACAAGGUACCACUAUAUUCCGAGUUGCUUCCAGGUGGGAGGAUGGAUAGGACCACAGCCAUAAAGUGGUGAACUUUGGUUGGAUUCCGGCUUCUUGUACUUAUCUGGGAGCAAGUAAAGCUUUGGCAUAGGUGUGCCUGGGGUUUUGCUGCUGCUGCCUUAGCAGGAGGACCUACUUAAAUAGCAUGUCACUCACGUGGGAGGAUUCGAUUGGAUUUGAUAUUUGUGUCCUGCUUCUCCAACAACAAACAUUGAGUUCAGAGUGCCCAGCUUGUAAGAAACCAAAACAUGUUUUCGGCGUCUGUUUGUCUCGGGAGACAAUGGAGGAGUGUGCCUUUGCAGGUGAGGUCAAGCUUGCAGCAUCUGCUGUGUCUGUAACGACCGAUACAGGAAAGUCAUGAUUUGUUGCAGCUGGGGCAGAUGAAAGUAUCCUGUUCUGCUGCUGCAGAUGCACCAUGGUUUUCUCUCUGCGCUCCUUGGUCCUCUGGUCACUGCUGUGGAUACACAGAGAGCCAGUGUGGUGUAGUGGUUAAGAGUGGUGGACUCGUAACCUGGUGAACCGGGUUCGCGUCCCUGCUUCUCCACAUGCAGCUGCUGGGUGACCUUGGGCUAGUCACACUUCUCUGAAGUCUCUCAGCCCCACUCACCUCCCAGAGUGUUUGUUGUGGGGGAGGAAGGGAAAGGAGAAUGUUAGCCGCUUUGAGACUCCUUCGGGUAGUGAUAAAGCGGGAUAUCAAAUCCAAAAAAACACAAAAAACCUGUCUGUCUCCAGGCACUACGAUCCUGCAAGGGAUUCCCACAUGGUGGGGUUAAUGUUGCCAGCCUUCAUGUCACACUUGCAAACACGCUUUGUAACAGAGAGUCGGUCCGGCAACAGGUCUGGCUUCUGAAUCCACGACAUUUAUUAAUGCUCAGCAUGGCUGACUCACUGGUUUUCUCACUUGCUGUAAUUUUUCAGAAACAUGUCUAGCGGUUCCAGGAAUCCAAUUCGGUGAAAUGUGUAAUGGCUUGCUUGAUUAAAAAAGGCAGCGCCUACUCUCCGGAAUCAACUGUUUCUUGUCUUCUGGCAGAUUGUAGCCUUAGCAAUAGUAGUUGCUCCUUGAAAUCCCACAGUUCAAUUCAGUACAAGGACAGGCUCUAUAGGUCUGCAUCUCAAGCAUUGGAGGCCUAUAUUGAAGAUUUCGAUCUCAGCCUUGCGUCGCCAGAAGUAAGACCUGGAAAAAUCUGCAUUACACAGAGUACUCGUAAAGACCUAAGGUCCUCGGAGGACAGUUUCAAGCGCAAAUAUGGUAUGUGAGUGUUAUUCCAUUUGUGACAGGAAAAACCUUGGCCCCUGUUAAGGGUCGCUGGAGAGUGGCAGAUGAUGCACAUUUUUUAUUGCUUAGCUUACAUAAUUUUGAUCUUAUUUGCAUUUCCUAUCUUGUGAUGCUUAGGCGGCUUCCAGUGAGAGAUAAGUGGCAAGUUUAUAUAUAGGAUUAAAGUGAAAUAUAACACUCCACAAAUGAGAAACAUUGUAAUAACAUUAAUAACUAUAACAUUGCUUAAGAAAGGGGCCAUAUUUCUGUUACAGCAGCUACAAGUCAUUUCUUUUGUACGUUCAUGUUAGAUGAUAUGAAUAAUGUAGCAGAUGAUAUAACUAGUUAAGACUAACUUAAGUGUUUUGGUUUAAGCAAUGGAUGUAUUUUUAAACUGCUUUUCAUACAAUUAUUGCCUUUUAAAGUGGCUGUCAUCAGUAAUAAAAGAGAGGGGCUGUCAUCAUUAGACUUACAAGCUAAAAAGAGAGAGUGGAUGGAAAAGGUAGAAGAGGGUGCUCAGUUCUUCAAGGGUAGAACAAAGUGGGCAUUUAUAUCCAGGACAGGUUGAUUUUCCCUUGCUGGUGCUCAUGCUUGAAUAGCAAUUACUUGGUCAGAUUGUACUUUCCCCUUGUUUCUGCAAUUCAAGAGCAACAUGCUUUCAGGCAAGGAGAAGGAAGCAAGCUCUUUGCAGCUGCUCCUUCUGUGGUGAUGGAUGGGACCAGAUUGGUCUCUCGCUUGCCUUGAUAUUAUACCGGGGAGGCAGCCUCCCAGUGCUCCUCAGCCACAUUGCUGGAGGCAGAAGCCAGUGUUUUCUUCCCUUCCCUUCCCUUCCCUACAGCCCCAGGACAGCUAUCAGCUGGAUUUGUAUGAUCUUUCAGGUGGGAGGGGGGAAGUGACAACACAGAACUUAGAAUUGUAGCCAGAAAGUUUCAUGCAUGUGGCUUUUAGUUAACGUUAGUGAAGAACUGAUCAUACAAACUGAACAGUUUUGUUGCACAUGAGUAAUAUGUCUGAUUAAGCAUUUUCAUAGGAAGUGGCUGUUUCUAUGAGCAAAGAUACCUGGAUUUCCUGCAUGCACCCCUCAAAGAAGCAGCCGUUCCAACUUCCAUGAGAAUUUUAAUGGACAUUAUGUUACUCCUUCAAUUAGAUCACUCUUGUGUUCAGUUAUUAGCACUAUCCUGUACAUGUCUUCUAAUAACCAUUUCCCAUAGAGUUCAUUGAGCAGCCUUAAUAUAUUUCUAGUAAAACUGCACCUUUCUAACAUCUUUUUAGCAGGGAUGUGGAUGGUGCUGUGGGUUAAACAACAGAGCCUAGGACUUGCCGAUCAGAAGGUCGGCGGUUCGAAUCCCUGCGAUGGGUUGAGCUCCCGUUGCUUGGUCCCUGCUCCUGCCAACCUAGCAGUUCAAAAGCACGUCGAAGUGCAAGUAGAUAAAUGGGUACCACUCCGGCAGGAAGGUAAACGCCAUUUCCGUGUGCUGCUCUGGUUCGCCAGAAGCGGCUUAGUCAUGCUGGCCACAUGACCCGGAAGCUGUACGCUGGCUCCCUCGGCCAAUAAAGCGAGAUGAGCGCUGCACUCCCAGAGUUGGCCACAACUGGACCUAAUGGUCAGGGGUCCCUUUACUUUACCUAACAUCUUUUAAAUGUUGCUGGUUUUGUUUUGUUUUUUACAGUUUUUUUAAUGUGACAUCUCUCUCUCUCUCUAAUUUCUUGUUUUUCAGCUUUGGAGAAAUUUGAGCAGCAAGCCAUAUUAGGGUCAGUUGUGCCCCAUCUGAGGAGAAAAAAUGUCUAUGAUACAGAUAUGCUUAGUCUCACUACUGAUGAUCUUCUAGCAUUCCCUGCAGAUGGUUCCUUACCUUUUAUCCAUGCUGCUGCCUUAAGACCUGUGCCUCAAAGUAUCAACCAGAACAGGAAGUCGUUAACAGCAUCUGCUUCCUGUGCUCAUCAGGCUUCAUCCUUUGGCAAUGAAAAAGUAUCGAAUUUCCCUGAAAAUCCAGGUUCCCCUUCAUAUCAGCACUCUAGCAGAAAUGUGAACGCACAACACAGAUUUCACAGAUAUGACUCUGGGCAUUCUGUGAAGGACCACCUCAUGGAAGAAGACAACUCAGAGUCUGUAUUUCAUAAGAACUAUCCAAGGUGGCUUACAAGCCAGAAAUCUGACCUAAGUGUUUCAGGGAUAAGCAGCAUUCCCAGUUUCAAGUAUCCAGUCUGGCUGAAGAGUCAUAAUCUCUUGCCAGAGUCAAGCAAUGAAAGUUCUACCUGGGCACCAGGUGGAGAGGAUGGUACCACAUUUUUGGAAAAUAGCAAGACACUGAUGAGGAGUCAAAAUGAUGUGGAAAGGUCAAACCAUCCUGGACGUUCUGGACAUAACGAUUUGUUGGGCCAACAACAUGAGCAUGAAGUUCAGAGAAACUGCCACUAUGAUGUUCCAAGUGCCUAUUUCACACCUCAGGGCUUAAAACACAGGCAUUCAUUUACAGGUAACUCACAGGUGCACUUCAUUUGGUGGUCAACAAGUUUUUGAAGCAUGUGGUGAUCAUGUUUUCGUAGAGAGUAAAACAACUUUCUGCUACCCUUAUACCCAUUGGCCUGAUGCAGAAACAAUACAGUGGUACCUCGGGUUACAUACGCUUCAGGUUACAUACGCUUCAGGUUACAGACUCCAGUAACCCAGAAAUAGUACCUUGGGUUAAGAACUUUGCUUCAGGAUGAGAACAGAAAUCGUGCUCUGGUGGCGCAGCAGCAGCAGGAGGCCCCAUUAGCUAAAGUGGUGCUUCAGAUUAAGAACAGUUUCAGGUUAAGAACGGACCUCCGGAACGAAUUAAGUACUUAACCUGAGGUACCACUGUACUUCCCAAUUCCUAGCCAUGGUUGGGUGUCAGUAGUGUAAGCUCACAUACUCCUCCUGACUUCCAUUAUAAUACCUGAAUUAACCACAGUUAGCAUAUGGUGUAGCCUGUGUUUUCAUUAACCAUAGUUAGCACCAAACCACAGUUUAAAACCAUGAUUUUAAGUGGAUCUCUAAAUGGUGAUUUGGACUUACUGUGGUUAGAAAUAAUCAGAACUUAAAACAGCAGCAGAGAUUAUGAUAGAAACUAAUAAAAGCUAUGCAUUAUUUAAAAACUUGGGCAAACUGCAUGGUUUUAGCUUGUUUUUCAUAAUGAAGUAUUCUGUAAUAAAUCCAUUUUAAUGGAAUAGCAAUGCUUUUUAUGAAUGAGUUUCUACUGUUGACUGUUUUAUUGUUGGGAGUACUUUUAAUCUUAUUUGAUCUAUAAGUUUUAUCUGUAAGCUGCCCAGAGUUUGAUUUUUAUCACAGAAAGCAUGAUACAGUGUAAGUCAGCAAGAGAAACGUUGCAAAUUCUGACAUGCCAUUCUGAAAUUGGAGGAGCAGCCAGUAUUUUCUAAUUGGCUAUGGCUAGACUCACUUACUUUGUCAAUUAGAUGGGUCAGUCUAAUUGAAAAAGGCCUCUUAAGUAUAUUCAUAACACCAUUCCGGGUCUUGAGGUCUGUGACAUUUUUGUGCCACUGUCAAAUGCAUACAAGAGCAGCAGCCAUUCAUGACAGCAGUAAUUAGUAUGGCUGCUGUUGCCAGUGAUCACUGUUCUUAUCUUCUAUACAUUUGACCUAAGAUAAGAACAGUGACCAUUCAUAACAGCAGUCUCACUAAUUACUGAUGUUAUGAAUGGACACGGUCCUGAUCUUGUAUACAUUUGUCCUUUGCAUAACUGUCAAAGGCCUACUGGAUUCCACUUAUUUCAUGGCCUUUGGUCCUGCUGUUUACAUUUUCUCUCUCUUACCCAGUGUUUGUCUCUGUCUGCCAAAUGAGGAUAACAUUUCACACACGCCUAACCCUGCUUCCUUGUAAGCCCCAUUUAAAUCAAUAUGACUUACUCCUGAAGAGACAUAGUUAUGAAUGGACUGUGCCCUUACUUUAACGCAGUAUACUUCUUUUUAUUGUAGCAGAUCUUCUCAACACAAAACUGUUAUAACUUUAGAUACGCGUGUUUCUUUUGAUUAACAUGCAGUACAGUCAUACCUUGGUUGACGAACGGAAUCUGUUCUGGAAGUCUGUUCGACUUCCAAAACGUUCACAAACCAAGGUGCAGCUUCCGAUUGGCUGAUUGGCCCCAGAAACAAUGCCAACAGCCGAAAUGGAUAUUCGGGUUCCAAAGAAAGCUCACAAACCGGAACACUCACUUCUUGGUUUGCGGCGUUUGGGAGCCAAAACGUUCGACUUGCAAGGCGUUCGUCAACCAAGGUACAACUGUAUAUACAAGAUGUGAAUUCAAGGUGACUUGCGUUUAAUUGUUAUUUUCAAUAAAUGAUUUCAGAUGAGGGUACUGAUCUAAUACUUCAGAAGACAAGAGGGACUCAGGAGACUUCUGCUGACGAAUUAACCAAUGCGCUGAAAAAUGAUGGCAGCCCUUGUACAGUGGAUAUGUUAGAAGCCGAAAGAUCAUGGGAUAAUGUUCCUAUUGGUUUGUGAGUAAACAAGACAUACACAUAGCUUUGUUAUGAAAGCAUAGCAGGGAUAUAUCAGUUUAACGUUCAAGAGUAUGGUUAUUGCACCAUCUUAGUUUGUACAGCAGACCUCCAACCGGCCUGAGCAUGAGCAGUACAUAGGAACAGUCUUCUGCAAUGAACUCCUGGUAUUUUUCAGAGAAAUUAAUAAGUGCUGGAUCAGGCUAGUGGCCCAUCUAACCUGACAUCCAGUUUCCCACAGUGACUAAACGCCUACAGAAAGCCCAUAUUCAGACCAGCGUUAAAAGCUGAUCGCCAAAUGGAACCUUAAACCUGGGUUAUGGUAGCCACAAUGGAAUGUCUAGGUGCCUUUUCUGUGGUUAAUAAUAAUAAUAAUACUAAUUUCAUUUCUAAACCACUUUUUUAUUUUAAAGGGGGGGAAAUCUCAAAGCUUUUUACAACACAUUAAAACAUAAAACAAUCCAGAAUAAAAUAAACUCAAGCUUCAAGGAAAAUAUUCCAGAUCCUUCUCUAAGUAACAUUUUGCUUUCCUCAUAUUUAUUUACCUAUUUAAUUUAUAGAGCUGCCCCAUAGCAGAACUAUUCUAGGAAGCUGGUGGUUAGAGUGUUACACUAGGACCUGGGAGAGCAGAGUUCAAAUCCCCACUCAGUCAUGAAGCUCACUGGAUGACCGUGAGCCAGUCAAAGUCUCUUAACCUACCUCACAGGGUUGUUGUAGGGACUAACUGAGAAGGGAGGUGAACCAUGUACUCCUUGGAGGAAAAGGUGGGAUAUAAGUGCAAUAAAUAGCUCUUCUUACCUGCUUAAGCAAGCUGGAGGGCUAGCCAAAUGGAGAUUGGCAUCCAGAGACUUCCAUGUGGUCGCAAUUGGACCCAUGCUAGUUGCAAAAUGUGCCUGGAGCCUGAGGGAUUUCUAACACUGAUUCAGACACUUACUGCCUCAGACACUGGAGAUAGUAAAAAGGUGUCAUGACUAGUUGCCAUUAGUAGACAUAACCUUCAUGAAUUUGUCUGUUGCCGUCGGGGUUAGUGGCAAUCUUGAUAUCCUUGUGGCAGCAAAUUCCAUAAAUUAAUGAUGCAAUGUGUGAAGAAGUAAUGCUUCCUUUUCUUCAUCCUCGGUCUCCCAUCAUUCAGUUUUUUCAUACGACGCUGGGUUCUAGUACGGUCGUACUUUGGAAGUCGAACAGAAUCCGUUCUGGAAGUCCAUUUGACUUCCAAAACGUUCGGAAACCAAAGUGUAACUUCUGAUUGGCUGCAGGAAGCUCCUGCAGCCAAUUGGAAGCCUCAGAAGCCCCUCAGAUGUUCGGCUUCCCCAAAAAAGUUUGAAAACCGGAACACUAACUUCCUGGUUUUGAUCAUUCGGGAGCCGAAACAUACCAAGGUAUGACUGUACUACAGAGGGCUGCUGAGUUAUUGCUAUGGGAACCUGGCUAAUUGCAAGUGGCACUGCUUUCCUUUCUGCCAGCUGGCAUGAUGCCCAUGAUCUGGUUCGGAUGGGUUAGGAUUCUAGUUGGCAUGGUCUAUAUUUUCCGUUACUCUUAGCCACACUUUUGAAAGUGUUAGAAGGACAUCAGCCAUGUUUCUGGCUUAUGCCUCUUGAGAGGGAACUCUGGUCAGGAUGUUCAAGGAUUGGUUUGAAAUAAAUGAAGAAAAAGGAAGUUGCCCUUGCAGUAUGCUUGAGAAUUUCCAGAGAGCUGCUUAUAAAGGAAUAAUAAUAAUAAUACCUUUAUUGUCAACCUGUGUACAAUGAAAUUAAACAAACCUCACCCGCCCCCAAACACUGAAUUGCUUAUCGAACAACACACCACCUUGCAAGUCAAUUUUGCUGUGUUAUUUUUCAUUCAACAGCCUAACAGCCCACGGAUAGAAGCUAUUUUUAGCCUGUUGGUACAACUGAUUAUACUUCUGUAUCUCCUGCCCGAGGGUAGAAGAUUAAAGAGGUGGUGGCCGGGGUGUGAGUCAUCCCUGAGAAUUUUUCUCGCUCUCCUAAGGCAAUGAUCCCUUGCGAUAUCAUCUAGCGGACUCAAGGGACAGCCCAUGAUAUCAUGCGCUGUAUUCACCACCCUCUGUAGAGACUUUCUGUCCGUGGCUGUCGAGGCAGCAUACCACACUGUGAUACAAUAUGAAAGGACACUUUCUAUUGUGGACUGAUAAAAGGAGUUCAUCAGUUGUUGUUUAACAUUAUUCUUUUGCAAGACCAUGAGGAAAUGGAGUCUUUGUUGGGCCUUUCUGAGCACCGAAGUUAUGUUGAUUUUCCAAGUGAGGUCCUCCCUAAGGUAAACUCCCAGGAAUUUAAAUGAGGAGACUCUCUCCACACAGCUCCCCCGAUAUACAACAGGGCAGGUUCCCCUCUCCCUCCGGAAGUCCAUCACCAUCUCCUUUGUCUUACUAAUAUUUAGGUGUAAGUUAUUGUCUAAGCAUCAUGUAGAUACUUAUUGAACCUCCCCCCUGUACGCUGUUUCAUCUCCGCCUGCAAUUAGGCCCAUUAUGGUAGUAUCUGCAAGCUUAAUAAUUACUGUGGAUGGAGCAGAUGAUAUGCAGUCAUAUGUGUACAAUGAGUACAGGUAGGGACUUAGCACACAUCCCUGGGGGGUGUCAGUGCUAAGCUUCAGGGAGGUAGAUGUAACAGUCCCAAUCCUCACUGUUUGUGUCCGAUCCCUCAAAAAGUCUUUAAUCCAGUCACAGAUGGUAGAAGAAAGGUCCACAUCCAUCAGCUUUUUAAUAAGAAUGUCCGGGAGGAUGGUAUUAAAAGCCGAGCUAUCAUCAAUAAACAACAUUCUAUGCUAUGGAAAAGCUGUUUUGUUAAGUGUAUUUAAAAAAAGUAAAUCAGCCAUUUAACUCUGCUUACAGAAACAGAAACAUCACCAAAUCAUAACACCCACAGAAUAUUAAUGCUCAUUGAUACCAAUGUUGUUAUACUAUCUGACUUUCAGGACUGUUUUUGACUGAAAAGGUCUCCCACUGGUUUGUAUACAGCUAUGCUAAAAUAUUUUUGAGAAUGAAAAACUAUUUCAGACAAGACAUUAAGCUCCAGAUAUCUGUCUACAGGAAAACUCCAGUACCUGUGUGUUGUGAUGAGGAGACCUUUCCGCAAAACCCCAAAGCAGGCAUUGUUAAUGAAUUUUUGGAAGAUUGCUUAAAGAAUGUCGGGCAGGUAUGUUAAAAGUGAAGCUUGAGUGAAUAUCAUUGUUGGCAUCCAUCUGUCUCGAGAGACAAUGGAGUGUGCCCUCCAGGGGUUCUUUAUCUUUAACCUAUAACAUAUAGUACUAAAAUGGAAAAACAGCCCUCCCAAGCACAUUCCUAAAGAAACCUAUGAAAUCCUUUUAAUAUAGAUCUGGAGCUAAGGUGGAAAAUUGCCACUUAAAUCACAAUCCUGAACUUCACAGGGGAGGAUAACUUUUUCAGCUGCUGUAUUGAGUUCAAUGUCCUUUGAUUACAAUAUAUUUCUUUAGUUCCAGGAGGACACAUUCUCUGGAGGGAAUCAUCAUGGCCCUGUGGAAGCUUUGAAGCUAAUGCUGUUUAAUCUUCAAGCAGUUCAGCACAGCUUUAACCAGAACAAAACUGCUGGACAAAAAGAGGAAUUGAAGAAAGUAAGUUCUUCCAUUUUGAAUGAGACUCCCCUUGAAGUUUAAUUAUUUUCUAUAUUUUUACCCCCUCUCUUGAAAAGACUGACUGAAAAAUUGAGGCAUAACUAUCUAAAUUCAAAAUGACCUGGAAAUAAAACCACAUGCAGAAAUGUUUAGUGUACAAAGCCUCUUAGGCGACUGGUGAUUCUGUUUUGAUGGAGAUGGAGAACUGUAGGACAAAACUUGAUCUGUUAAAUGACUGAGAAGGAUUGUAAAGCACUUGGCAUGCUAAAAAUGCUAUAUACAAUGCCAUUGCAUGUGAGCUUCAUUUUAUUUUAUUUUUUAAAAAGCAUACACAAAAACCUACCAUUGUGCCUGUAAACAUGAACCUGGGGAGUUUAAACAGUGGCCCUUGAUGCUACUUGCCUGAGCCAAGCAGUUAGAUAAUAGAAAUAUAUUGCUAUAAGUAUUUGUAUAAGUGCUCAUCAUCCUUCACAUACACUAUUUCAUUUAUUCUUGGCAACAACUGUUUAAGUAGGCCAGUAUUAUCAUUAUCUUCAGUGGCACUUUAUGAAAAAUAAGAAUCCAAGUAUCUGCCCUGAAGUGUAUACAGUCUAAAAUCUGAUUCAGAGAAAGGUGUGGAAAGUGUAGCAGGGAUAAAAUGGGACAAAAAAUCAUGUUGUUUCAGUUGCAUAUUAUUCGACUUCUUUACGGAGCACAGAGAUUGUGUAAAAGCAGAAAAGUUUGGAUUUAAUGAGAGAUUUGAAGUAAGAGAGGUGGGUUGUUAUUAUGGGUGGGCACUAAGGCACCAAGUGAGUUCAUGGCCAAAAUAAGUUUUUUGGGGGGGAGGGGGGGACAAGGGGGGCAGGCCGCAAGCUGGAGUUUGAAAGCAGCAAUUUCUUAUCUGAAAAUUGCCCAGUUCAUUUUGAUGAGAGAAGGUCUUCCUGCGUCUUUUAAUUGGAGCACCUGUUAAAAUAACUCAGGCAAAAUAAAUUGCUGCUUCCAAACACCAGCACCGGCUUACUUCUCAAAAUCCAGCUUUUGGCACACCUCCCAUUCCUUCUGUAACUGUUAAUAUUUGCUGCUGAAUUUACAGUUAAAAAUGUAACUGUUAAUAUUUGCUGCUGAAUUUACAGUUAAAAAUGAUGUGCUAUUUUGCACAAUGAUUUAAAUACAGGUUGUUUGCCACCUUGAGCCACAGAUUGUAGGAAAGGCAGGAUUAAAGAACCUUGAAUGAAUACAUAAGCCCAAGUACAUGUAACCAGCUUGAAGCUGUUCCUUCUGUUUUCAUUGUUUGUACUGCCGCUGCCAAGGUGUGAUUUGAACCAAGGACUUCAUGGCUCACAGUGUUAGCAACUACCUUUCACUAACACUGCAGCAUGUUUUAAGUAAAAAGAUACAAAAAACCCUGUUGUAUCAGGCCCAUGGUUCUCCAGUUUGACAUCCUGGUCUCACAGUGGCCAACCAGAAGCCUAUGGGAAGCCCAAAACAACAACGGCAAGGCUGAUACUGUAUUUUUCUUUUAAAACUUAUACCUAAUUUUUCUGUGCUGUGCCAGUGAUGGCAUAUACUUGCGGGCCCCGCUUUCUGAAUACAUUACAUUCCCAGAAAACAGUUCGCUAGGCAAGUGUUUGCAUAACAAGCUAAUGCUUUACAUUAAUUCCUAUGGGAGCAUUUCUGAUCCGUGGUGUCUCCGAUUUCCCUCCCUUCCUGAUUUCUGCCUGAAACCUCUGCAGCCAAUCAGCAAAAGCCAAACAAAGAGAAAACUGAUAUGUCUUAUCUCACCUGUUCCCUGAUUUGUCUGAUUUCUCUUCCUCCGUCCAUGGUUUCUGCCUAAAAUGGCUGCCACUGACCAGCAAAACACAAGAAAGGAAGUGGACAAACUCUGGCUGUUUGCAGUUAUCUGAAUCAGCCAUUUGUGUAGCAACGUUUGGGUAUAAUUAUUUGCAUUUGGAUAAUGAGCAUUCCGAUAGGGGGACCUGUAUUCAGUAUAUUGCUUGGGAUUCUGCUUAUAUUCUGAUAAAGAAAGGAUGUUCAGAAAGAAAUGUGUCCUUGAGCGAUGCUGCUAAGCAAACCUUGCUUCUUUUUCAGACUUUUGUAGAUGAAGAUGUGGAAUUUAAACUGCAUGAUCAUGAUAUCAUCCCUGUAAAAUCACUUCAGAGGUAAGCAGGCUGAGAUCCCCAGACCUAAGUCUUGGUCCCAAACCCAAUUAUGCAAGUUAGUUCCAAAUUAAUACAAUUUUGUUAAGAGGGCUCCCAUGCACCAUUCUUGAUGAAUCCUUAUGAUCUAAUAUUACUGCAUGUCAUAUUCAUAUUUAUUUCUAUUACGUUCCAUUUUUCAAAAUUAUCACAUAAUUAACAGCUUAAUGAUUUCUAUUCGUGUUACUUUAUUAUUCAACUUCCAAAAUAAGAGCUUCAAGUGAGAAACCUUAGCUUUUUCCUUUUCAUCCUGCAUGUGCCACAUUCAAAAGUCAGUUGUUAGUCUCUUGGCCUUAUGUGCCUCUCUGAUGUUUUCCAUUUUCCUGUGGCAUUUGGGGCUAUCUCCUUACUCCCACUGUUGUUGUAUUCCAGCCUGGUUGGGGCGGAGCUGCAACUUCAAGGUUAAACCCUUUUCUUUCUCCGGCUCAGCUCUUUCCCAUAAUACUCAAGAAGUUCCAAAUCAACCACAGCAGAUCCCUCCCUUCCACUGGCAACGAAUCAGCAAGUUCUAGACAUUCCCCAUUUCUUCCUCCUGCUGGGAAGGGAGCGGAAAGGCGGUGCCAUUCCUCUUCCAACAUCCCAAAAGCCCUCACGCUGCUUUCCUUUCGUUGCUACUAUACCAUUUUGCUUUUUUUUUUUUUAAAAAAAAAGGUUAUAUCUCAACAUCUCUAUGAUUUAUUUCAGUCUUUUGGGGGGGGGGGUAGGCUCUAACUCCCAGUGACACCCUUCCAAACAAAGCAACCAGGCUCUCCUCCCCCCUUUACUCCUUUCAAGCCGCACUCAGCUUUACAUCUUCUUUUAAAUCUCAGUGUGACAUCAUACAUCAAACCAUCCUCGCAUGUAUAGCUUAAAAUUCGAUAUUAGGAGAGGGUUGCUGAAUCAUAAGUGUAAAGACUUCCAUAAGAUAUAGCAGAGAGCCCCACUCUCCUCCAUCCACCUCCAGCAUAAGAUAGAAUCUUCUCCCAAUUUAAAACCUCAGUUCCAUGCAGCUGAUUGUUCGCAGUUAUAAUGUCCAUUUCUUCCGAUGUGCACCUAUUCUUAAUGCCAAUUAAAACCCAGUUAUAAGGAGAACCUCUGCAUCCAAUGGUGAUUUGGGGGGUGGUUCACAUCAGGCUGUAAGUGCAUAGUACCCAUCGCCUUCACCUGUCCCCACGCUGAUCUGUGCGGGGGCAAUUGAGGUGAUGACUGGUUGCCAAUACCUCCUGUACCCCGAGAGGCUUAUAGGGGAUUUUGUAACCCUUCCAUCCCCAUUUUUCAGCCUAUGCCUCUUUCCGAUGUUGAGAGAGCCAUCGCCAUGGGGCGGGACAGGAACUGGAAGCCUGGUUUGAACGGUUUUCUCUUCCCCACCUCCACCAUCUUCAUGAGGAAGGAAAAUAAAGGAAAACUGGGCUUCUUCAGGCUUGAGCCUUUGUCACAGCUCUUACGAGCUGCAACAGGGCUGCCUGCUUAGAGAAUUAUAAAGUUGUGAGCUGGGACUUCCUUUCCAUCCAUCCAUCAUCGGCUUUCUUAUUUUCUGAAUCGUGCUUUGCACUAAUUAUUUAUUUCUGAGCAAUACUGUUAAAUCUGGGCUGGGUAUGGUAUAACGUAACAGGUUGAAAGCAAGCUUAUCUGAAAGUGUAGCCCACUCAUAUAGCCUUAACUUACUCCAUUGCGGAGUAAAAGAAACACAUUGAAGUUUGGGGGCCUCAGCUUAGGUCUAUCACGGCCUGCUUAUAGGUUUUCUGGAGGCAUCUGGCCACUGCCAAAAGCAGGAUACCUGAAGGAGCGUCUCCACCCCCAUCGUUCAGCCUGGACACUGAGAUCUGGCUCCGAGGGCCUUCUGGCGGUUCCCUCAUUGCGAGAAGUGAGGUAACAGGGAACCAGACAGAGGGCCUUCUCAGUAGUGGCGCCCACCCUGUGGAACGCCCUUCCUUCAGAUGUGAAGGAAAUAAGCAGCUAUCUUCUCUUUAAAAGACAUCUGAAGGAAGCCCUGUUUAGGGAAGUUUUUAAUAUUUAAUGCUGUAUUGUUUUAACACUCGAUUGGGAGCCGCCCAGAGUGGCUGGGGAAACUCAGCCAGAUGGGCGGGGUAUAAAUAAUAAAUUAUUAUUAUUAUAUAACACUACUAUGCACAGAGAUUGAUGCUGAUACAUCUGUUUUGCUUUGUUUAUAGGGCUUUACAUCAUUUAUCUCGACUUAAAGGUCUGGUUGAUGACACAAGUGGCGAAGAAUAACCAAAAAACAGUUAUCAAGACAUGAAGCAUACAUUGUCAUAAAUCUGUGAACUGGGGGAAAUUCCUAGGGCAGUCUUUUAAUCAAGACCUGGACAUUCAUGGGAUAAAUACUUCUCAAACUAGAGCAUAUGCCUACCGCUUCAGCUCAACUGUGGUUUGGUGGAUGUUCUCUAUUGAAAUUUUUUUGACUUUUCAAAAACUUGCACAAGCUCAUUGAAUGGACUGGUGGCACUGAGUGGAAUUUGGGGCUCCCUCUUCUUCUCCACUCCCUCAGGCAACUGGCUUCAUCCAUGCUUUACGCCAUACCAAGCCUUUGCAAGCCCCCUGCGUUCCGUGCAUCAUGAGUCGCUUGGGGAAAGCCAACUCUAAAACCUUGCUUGAAUUCUCAGGUUUCACUGUUCUCUAGCACAACAGAGACAAGGUCCAAAGGAUUAAGUGUCACCCACAGGCUAUCAAAGCUAACCUUGGGAACGCAGGAAAUCAAGAUCAUCAAACGAGAAUGUUACAACAGGCUUAUUGCAGAAAUUGCUUUUUGUUUGUCGAUUCACUGUGUUUACACAGGUGGGAGGGUGAUCUUCAGAAUACAAGCUGCUUUCCUUUCACUUCUAAUCAUGCUUGGCAUCAUAGGAUUAAAUUUCAGCAUAGUAAAAAAUAUACCGGAGGUUUCUAGGAUGGCACAUUCUGGGAACCCAUAAUAGUCAAGCUGUGAUGUCUCCCACUUUCUGCCUGGAAGUGCUAUGCUAUAGGCUUGGGGAACUAUGAUGAAAUCCAGGCGUUUUCAUAGAAAUGUGUAUUAUAGCUCUUGUUCUUGAGAAUGAGGGCAGUUAAAAAUGUAAGUUCUCAAAAAGUGUAUCCAUACAAAGUGGCUCAAAUAUCUUUAAAAGUGCCUUUUCCCACAUAAGUUGGAAUAUCAUUUGUUGCUCCAAGACUGUUGGAAUAUAUUUUUAAAAAAUAUAUAAAGAUUGUGCCAGACGCUUGGCUAUAUUUUCAGCUAAUGUUACCAUCCCUAAUCCUUAACCUUGAAUAAAAAAUGUUCAGCCUCUCUUUCAGUGCAGCCCUAAGCAUGCCUGUUCUGCUGUCUAACUAAGGGUCUGUCAUCGUGAACUUGGUCAGUUGGGCUUGUGGAGUUUAGCCUGUACUGAAAUUUUGAUGCCCAAAUUUCAAGCUCUUGGUCUCAUGAAUGAAGGACAUUCUUCAUCUAACUUUUGAGAUACUUGGGUGAUGGAUACUAUGGGUUGCAGGUUGUGUUUGGGGCUGCAGCCAAGAGGUGCUUCCCAAACAAAAAAACGUGUGUGCUGUUUUUGGAAACCAGUUUGAGUUGCCUGUUUAUAAAACAAAAAACCCUGCUCUUUGAUAUUCUGAAGGAGUAUAUGAAUUGUCCUUAAGUUGGAUCAGACACCUGAGCAUCAGCUGAACAAUAUUUUGUGUGCUUUUUCAAAUCGGGGGUGGGCAGGCUUUGAGAAAACAAGACAGAUGGAUAAGAUGUUCAAUAUGCUAAAUAAAAGUUUUGCUUAUCCACCACCAAGCUUGGUUUAGAAGCCUUCCUGGUAUGUUGCAUUAAUGGAUCCUUUCUCUGAUCCAAUAGAGCACUAGACAAGGGGAGAAAGUUUUACCACAAAAUCUGCAG
Podarcis lilfordi (Lilford's wall lizard) is the source of this 17041-nucleotide messenger RNA. The record is from the annotation of a GenBank genome assembly. Lineage: Eukaryota; Metazoa; Chordata; Lepidosauria; Squamata; Lacertidae.